Messenger RNA from Spodoptera litura, 1213 nucleotides. Its product is annotated as alpha-tocopherol transfer protein-like. Gene Ontology annotation, molecular function: phosphatidylinositol bisphosphate binding. Gene Ontology annotation, cellular component: membrane. The record is from RefSeq and is a predicted model, not a curated record. NCBI's taxonomy places the organism in Eukaryota, Metazoa, Arthropoda, Insecta, Lepidoptera, Noctuidae.
CUUGCGCCGGUUGUAUUUCAUUUUACAUUUCGCGUAUCAACGCUGUUGGUUUUACCGUUUUUAAAGGCCGACCGACACCUCUGUCAGUAUACGAUCGCGCGCGUUCCUAUCACGACGUGUUUUAUCAUUUUGUUCAGCUAUUUAUAUACGGUGACAAAUUGACUGAUAAUCUUCAGGAGUUUACUCACGAAGUGUCCAAAAGUGGACGACAAUACAGCAAUAUGGAUAAAAACGUGUCAGAAGAAGUGCAAAAGAAAAUCAACCAAUUGCGGAAUUGGGUAGACAGCCAGCCUCACUUGCCAAAGGAUAUAGACAACCGUCUCAUCUUGCGAUUCCUGCACAGCUGCUACUAUGAUGUGGAGAAGACGAAGCAGACCAUCGAGUUGUUCUUCAAGGUCAGAGACAGUGCUCCAGAGCUAGUCAACCACAGGGAUCCAUUGUCACCAGCUAUGCAGAAGGCUAUGAAAAUUGCGAAAGUGGCGCAUUACGAAAUAUCAGGCAAAAGAAACAUCUGGUUCUGGCAACUAAAUGACCCAGGUCUAGAACAAUACGACUACAUCCAAGAUGCAAGAAUGUUCUUCAUGACCUGUGAUGCUUGGAUACUCAGCAACGAGGAUCUGGCUGAAGAAGAUAUUGUUGUUAUGGAUGCCAAGGACAUUUCUCUUAAAUUCAUCUCGAAGUUUAAUAUUUCUGUUGCGCGGAAACUUGCGAAGUAUCAAGAGGAUGCCAUGCCGAUCAGGUUGAAGCAGAUCCACAUCAUCAACGCACCUCCUUUCAUCGACAAGCUGUUCAGCAUGAUGAAGCCGUUCCUUAAACAAGAAGUCACAAAUAUGAUCCACUUCCACGUGCCAAAAUCGGAAACCUUAUACAAGUACCUAAAUAAAGAAGAUUUGCCAUCAGACUAUGGUGGCUCCCGACCUUCCAUGGAAGAACUGAAUAAGAGAGUCGUAGAUAUUGUUAUGGAUAAAAGGAAAAUCUUCUUGGACGAGAACUUCUGGAAGACGGAGAAAAAGGGGAAGAAAAUAAAAGAGAUCUCUACAACGUUUAGAUCUUUAGACAUAGACUAAUGAAUAAAUAGACCUGGCCACAUGGUAUACUAAUAGAAGCAAGCUACUACAAUGUGUGAUAAGUUUAGCAAUAUAAUUGUUAUUAACGUAUCUAUGUAAAUAGAAUAUAAUUAUGUAUUUUAAUACUGCCUCGUUGGCCGAGUGGU